Neoarius graeffei (lesser salmon catfish) is the source of this 635-nucleotide messenger RNA. RefSeq names its product hippocalcin like 4 (gene hpcal4). The transcript is spliced from 4 exons. The record is from RefSeq and is a predicted model, not a curated record. Gene Ontology annotation, molecular function: calcium ion binding. The coding region runs from base 60 to 635 and encodes 191 amino acids. Lineage: Eukaryota; Metazoa; Chordata; Actinopteri; Siluriformes; Ariidae.
ACACACACACACACACGCGCGCGCGCGCAAAACACCACAAACAUCUGGACAGGCUAAACAUGGGGAAACACAACAGCAAGCUUGCUCCAGAGGUUCUGGAUGACCUGACCAAGAAUACAGAGUUCAACGAGGCAGAGUUGAAGCAGUGGUAUAAAGGCUUCUUGAAAGACUGUCCCUCUGGCAUCCUUAAUUUGGAGGAGUUCCAGCAGCUUUAUGUCAAGUUUUUCCCCUAUGGCGACGCGUCCAAAUUUGCUCAGCAUGCCUUUCGCACCUUUGACAAAAAUGGUGAUGGCACAAUUGACUUCAGGGAGUUCAUCUGUGCCCUGUCCAUCACCUCUCGAGGUAGCUUUGAGCAGAAACUCAACUGGGCCUUCAAUAUGUAUGAUUUGGAUGGAGAUGGCAAGAUUACACGCAUGGAGAUGCUUGAAAUUAUAGAGGCAAUUUAUAAAAUGGUUGGCACAGUGAUUAUGAUGCGCAUGAACGAAGAUGGCUUGACACCUCAGCAGCGUGUGGACAAGAUCUUCAGCAAGAUGGACAAAGACCAUAAUGAUGAGAUCACACUGGAGGAGUUCAAAGAGGCAGCCAAAAGCGAUCCUUCCAUUGUCCUCCUACUGCAAUGUGACAUGCAGAAAUAA